AUGGCAAUCUUCUUGAUCGUCUCGUGCUUCCUUCUGGUUCCAGAUGUCUCCUGCUUGACCAAAUUCCAAUUUUCUGGUCGUUUCUGGUGUUCCCUUCCGUUCUUCCGCCAUAAUAUAACCAUCUAUGAGGAUGAUUGGGUCUACGAUACCGCGAUAUCCCAUAUGGGCGCCAAAAAUUCGACUAAGCAUAUGAAAAACUUCGAGCUCUACAUGGAUAUUAGACAUAGUUGCAACAGUAAAGGGGAACGCGUGCUACCUUAUAAGAUGUUGAGAGUUCAUCUUGGAAACUUUCCGCAAAACAACGCAGGAUACUACAAAUUACUUUACAUCAACCUGACUGACGCUGGUCUGGCAGUUCCCAGUCUGAUCGGAGGUUAUUGA
This is a messenger RNA of Caenorhabditis remanei, 381 nucleotides long. RefSeq lists its product as uncharacterized. The record is from RefSeq and is a predicted model, not a curated record. The coding region runs from base 1 to 381 and encodes 126 amino acids. The transcript is spliced from 4 exons. Lineage: Eukaryota; Metazoa; Nematoda; Chromadorea; Rhabditida; Rhabditidae.